Astyanax mexicanus (Mexican tetra) is the source of this 10254-nucleotide messenger RNA. It is a transcript of the gene ezh1, whose product is annotated as enhancer of zeste 1 polycomb repressive complex 2 subunit. The record is from RefSeq and is a predicted model, not a curated record. NCBI's taxonomy places the organism in Eukaryota, Metazoa, Chordata, Actinopteri, Characiformes, Acestrorhamphidae. Gene Ontology annotation, molecular function: protein binding; histone H3K27 methyltransferase activity. The transcript has 20 exons. Gene Ontology annotation, biological process: chromatin remodeling. Bases 192 to 2405 code for a protein of 737 amino acids.
ACCAGCCCCGAGUGCGCAGCUCCUAAAAACUGGAAGGCAGCUGAGCUCAAGUCUGGGCCGCUGCGGUGCUGCCCGCGCGCUACGGGUGACGCGGGGCUGCGGGCUGGUCCUCGAGGACGCUACAGGGGUCUGGAGCUCGAGCCCUUCAGCGUGUGGAGACCGAAACGCGGGGACACGCGAGUCUGAAGGUAAUGGAGGUGAUGGAUGAAGCAUCCGGCACUCGGCUCUGCCCCACUAAAGCCCCCCGCAGCCUAAUGAAGUGGAGGAAGAGGGUCAAGUCUGAGUACAUGAGGCUAAGGCAGCUCAAACGCUUCCGCAAGGCCGAGGAGGUGAAGGCCCUGUUUAUUUCUAACAGGCAGAAGAUUGAACUAAGGACAGAUCUGCUAAAUGAGGAAUGGUCAAAACUUAGGAUCCAGUCCAUCCCCUUCUCCACACAGAGCGGGUCAAUGCCCAGCAAGAAGCAGUGCAGCGUGGAGUUCGGCUUCCCAUCCUUUCCCAACCAGGCAGUUGCCAUGCGACCCCUGACAACGGUUGCUGGGAUACCAUUCAUGUACUCCUGGUCCCCUCUGCAGCAGAACUUCAUGGUGGAGGACGAGACGUUUCUUCAUAAUAUUCCGUAUAUGGGUGAUGAGGUACUGGAGCAGGACGAAGCAUUCCUGGAGGAGCUGAUUGAUAACUAUGAUGGAGUUCAUGGGGACAGAGAGGGAGGCUUCAUAAACGAUGAGAUCUUUAAGGAGCUGGUGGAGGCACUGAGUCAGUACUCAGACCAGGAGGAAGAGGAGGAGAGCACAGAGGAGGAGGAGGAGCGAGGGGUGAGAAGGAGUGCUGGAGAGAACACAGAGGAGAACAAGGCAGUGUCACUGGCCUUCAAGAGGAAGCGCAGGAGAGUUACUGAGGGUAGUGAAUUACCCACCAGUAAGAAGAUCCCCCAUGAUAAGAUCUUCACUGCUAUCGCCUCCAUGUUCCCUUACAAAGGCACGACAGAGGAGCUCAAAGAAAAGUAUAAGGAUCUGUUGGAGCCUCCUAGUUCAGUGAAGCUUCCUCCUCUCUGUACGCCCAACAUGGACGGCCCCUUCGCCAAAUCCGUUCAGAGAGAGCAGAGCCUUCACUCCUUCCACACACUCUUCUGCCGCCGCUGCUUCAAAUACGACUGUUUCCUCCACCCGUUCCACGCCUCCCCCAACGUGUAUAAAAGGAAGAGUAAGGAGAUCCGAAUGGAGACAGAGCCUUGUGGAAUAGACUGCUUUCUGCUGCAGAAAGGAGCUAAAGAGUUUGCUGAUCAGUACAUGCUGAGGUCUCAGAGAUCUCGCAGACGGCGCCGUCAGAUCCGCCCUUCCAGCUCUGCUGGUCCCGCUCCCUCCAGCUCAGCUGAGGAGGGAAAAGAUGGAGACAGUGACCACGAGACCACAAGCUCAUCGGAGGGUAACUCAAGGUGUCCCACUCCUACCAAGCUGAAGCAGGAGGAGGAGUUGGUGGAGGACAAUGAACCUCCUCAGCAGUGGAGCGGUGCGGACGAAAGUCUGUUCAGAGUCCUGCACGGCACAUACUACAACAACUUCUGCUCUAUAGCAAGACUCAUAGGCACCAAGACCUGCAAACAGGUGUAUGAGUUUGCCAUGAAGGAGGUCCUUAUUCAUCGUGUCCCUCUGGAAGAUGCAGGGAUUUCACCUCAGAAGAAGAAAAGGAAACACAGGUUGUGGGCCAAGAUCCAGCUAAAGAAAGAUAAUUCGUCCAAUCAGGUGUACAACUACCAGCCAUGUGACCACCCAGAGCACCCUUGUGACAGUUCCUGCCCGUGUGUGAUGACCCAGAACUUCUGCGAGAAAUUCUGCCAAUGUGAUCACGAGUGUCAGAACCGGUUCCCAGGCUGCCGCUGUAAGACCCAGUGUAACACCAAGCAGUGUCCGUGUUACCUGGCUGUACGGGAGUGUGAUCCUGACCUGUGCAUGACCUGUGGAGCUUCUGACCACUGGGACAGCAAACAGGUGUCCUGCAAGAACUGCAGCAUCCAGAGAGGACUCAAAAAGCACCUCCUGCUGGCUCCGUCUGAUGUAGCAGGUUGGGGAACUUUCAUCAAGGAGCCCGUCCAGAAGAAUGAGUUCAUCUCUGAAUACUGCGGAGAGAUCAUUUCCCAGGAUGAGGCAGACAGAAGAGGUCGGAUCUACGACAAGUACAUGUCCAGCUUUCUGUUCAAUUUGAACAAUGACUUUGUUGUGGAUGCCACGCGAAAAGGGAACAAGAUCCGGUUCGCCAACCACUCCGUCAAUCCCAACUGUUACGCAAAAGUUGUGAUGGUGAACGGGGACCACCGCAUUGGAAUCUUUGCCAAACGGGCCAUACAGCAGGGGGAGGAGCUCUUUUUUGACUACAGUUGCCUCGUAGGUACAGCCAGGCUGACGCCUUGAAAUACGUGGGCAUAGAGAGAGAGGUCGACGUUGUGUGACUUUACCUCUUCCACCUGGUAAUGCUGUUACUGCUACUGCCCACACUGCAUCUCUCCUCGCUCAGGACUGCGGUUCUAAUGUGGGCAAUAUGGAUCUGUUUCUGCUCCCAGGAUUGGAUUCUGUGAUGUUGUUGUGUUUUCUUUGUAUGACAUCACAAAAUCAUCACACACACAAAGGUCACAUGCUCCUUCUGUUUAUGAACUUAAGGUCAGUUGAAUGGUCUGAACUGCCGUGUUUUUUUGCGUAAAACGUACCAGUGGGUAGUAAAAUUGACUUUUGGUGUAGUAAAAUCUUUUUUGAAUAGCACACCUCCGUUCUCCCGCAGCUUUCCGAGAUGCAGUUUUUUUUGCAGUUGAUUUAGAAUGGAUGAUAUGGAGCAUUUUCUGCCCCUGGGGUUAAAUUGUUUUUAAUACCAUUAUCCAGGCUCAAAAUAGCUCCACAGCCUCAUUGGUAGAAUCUGGAGAGACAUUUAAAACGAGACAUUAAUAAGUUUUAAAAUGGUUACACUAUGGGUUGUAAACAGUAUUUUUAAAUAAGCUUCUUGUGCACUUUUACAGUUAUUAAUGCCUUGCUUUAAAUGUCAGGGCUCUCCGCAUUCUAUCAGUGUGGUGUGGAGCAACUUUGAGCCUGGAUAACGGUGAAAAAAAAUAUUUAUCUGCAGGGGAAAAAUAUGCCCCAUAUCAUCCUAUCUAAAGCAUGUUUGGCCAUCUGGAAAAAAAUACUGGAUCUCGGAAAGCUGCAAGAGAACGGAGGUGGGCUCUUUAACAAAGGUUAAUACUCUUUAGCAUGUUUUACUUUACCAAAAUCAAUUUUACACUGGAGUUCUCCUUUAAUUAUUUUUCUUCCAAAAUCAAAGGAAUUGAACUACCAAAGCUCACUGCUCUACAGCUCAGUGAUGAGGCCUUUAUACUCUUCUAGCCCACACCUGGCAUAAGACAUGAAACCAAUACUAUUUGUUCAUAUUUAUAUGGUCCAGAGAGUCAUAUUGUUUAAAGGGACUAGACAAACUGAACGCAUUCCUUAAAAGAGGUGCCCACAAACAUUUAAACAUAUAGUGCAGUUCAGUAUCGUUCUGCUAGUUCAGACCAUUUGCGGCCAACAGUUCAGGAUAUUUACAUUGCGGUAGACUCUGUACACAAGUGUAUGAACCAUAAACAGUUUUAGGAUACAUAUAUGUACUCAAUAUACAAGAUUUCAGAGUAAGAGAACCGUUGUUUUAGUCCGUUUAUUCAGGCGUGAGAGCCAAGACCGUUUCUUUCACUUCAGUCACAUUUUUACUGGUAGUAUUCAGUCGUCUUCAGUGUCUUUCCGCUGCUGAACGACUUUCAUUUUUAACAAAAUCCGCAAUAAUAUUGUCUUCAACUAUACUGUAGUGUACUGUGAUAAUGUUAGCCUGUUACUACUAUAAUCUGCAAUGCUCUGCUGUUUUCCAAGCCUGUCUGUUACCUGUGCUAGCGUCCGUUUAGCCGCAGCCAGGCUAGCAAUUUACUUCUGUUACGAUGCCGCAGUCUCGUACCCUGUGACUGUAGAAAACAUGGACGCCAUGGCCUAGUUCGUUUUCCUUCCGUUCUAUAGAAAUUAAGUGUAAUAAAUUAAAUCAUUUUUUUAUUUUAUAAACUGGGGAGUAGACACCAGAAGGUGAGCUCAUUUGCUAAAAAAUCCCUUCCCUCUCCCAGGCCAAGUGUGUCUCAGACCGCCUUCAUUGAGCUAGCAGUGCAAGUUUACCCUCUAAAUGUAAUGGGUAAUGUGUCAACUGUAAACAUGCAAUUAAUUUACCUUAUAUAGCAGUAUUUGUAACCAAGGGUGGUAUUGCAUAAAUAUUACUUUUCUGACGUGCCAAAUUUCUGCUCUGCGCCUUACUAUAAGAGGCCAAAAUAUGUCAUUCAUUCAUUCAUGUGAAUUUAAGAUGGCUACAAGAUGGGGGGUUGGGGUGUUCACUAAAUUUGACGUGGCUCUCAGAAAAUGGGUGGGAAAAAACACAAAAAAUUGGGUCCAACAAAGUUGUACACUUAGGCAAAGAAUUUUCUAUUCUAAAAGUGUGUGAUUUGAGCCUCAUUUAGCUGGAACACAGUUUGUGCUAUUAGCGCUAGCUAACUAAGACUUUAUUCUUUGUUUUAUCAUCAAUUCUCAGGUAUGUUAGUUAAAAACAGCUGCACUGAGCUCUGUGUAACUCUGUUUUUCUGUACUAGAAGCUAGCUUAGCUUAGCAAGUGAGCUUCAGCUUCAGAACACAACAGGACUUGGUAAAAUGCGGAAACCGAAAAUAGUGUUGUGUACCAAUCAUGAUACUAAUAAUGCACUGCAAAUAUCUCCAUAUAUCCAGAAUUAAAGUGAAAUGAAUUAUACUGGACAGAUAUAAUCUGUCUCUGGUAGAUAUAUAAUGAGAAAUGAGAACAGUGUGAUUUUUUGUUUUACUAAAAACAGCAAAAAAGUAGUACCCUGAUGUGAUAAUUAGGGGUGGGUGGUAUGGCACAAUAUUAUCUUUCACAAUAUUCAAAAAUGUUGGAAAUAUUUCUGCAUACGAUACAAUAUGGCACAUCCCUAUUAGCUAGUACAAAUUAGCUAGUAUAAACAGAACUCGUUUUAUUAAUAUAAUUUCUGUGUAAAGUUUGACUAUAAAUUAAGUUUUAGUCAGAAAGAUUGGAGUGUGUUCUGUGGUAAGAUUUAGCUGUCAUGCUAGCUAAGUAAAGUUUAGAUAUCCUGCUAGCUAAGUAAAUGUUCAGCUAUCAUGCUAGCUAAGUAAAGUUUAGCUGUCGUGCUAGCUAAGUAAAUGUUCAGCUAUCAUGCUAGCUAAGUAAAUGUUCAGCUAUCAUGCUAGCUCAUAGACUGUGUUUAGCUUGACAGAGCCUUGUCUCUCAAAAGUGAAGCCACCACAGGUCGGGCGCCCCCUGCUGUUCGGUUUCAGAAAGCUGUAUAACCCCACCCAUUCCCAUAGGUUUCAAUGGCAAAACAGACAACUUUCAAUCACGUUUUUUUUCUAAUAUACUGUAAUUCUGCCUCCAUUAUUUAAAUGCAGCAGCUAGUGUAACCUCUGCUUAUAUUGCCAAUUUUUUAUAUCCUCACAGAAUUAGUUUUUAAAAACGUUAUUCAGCUCUAUUCAAAAAAGGUGUGGUUAUUGUAAAAGGGCUGGUUAUGGGUGGGACCAAUAACAGACCAUCAGCUCCGCUCCGCUCCGCAGCCUGUGACCUCGAGGCAGCCCUCACGGGCGGGUUUAUUUAAAUGAGUAGGCUGUCUUUCCACAGUCUUUCUCCCUCCUCUGGUCUCUACUGCGCAGACUCGGGUAUCAGGAUCGCCAACAUGGCGGAAGAUUUUGGCUUCAUUUUCAUUGAAUGAAUGGGAACGGCGACACGGCGUCCAUCUUUUUUUACAGUCUCUGUGCUAGCUAAGUAAAGGUUCAGCUAUCAUGCUAGCUAAGUAAAGUUUAGCUAUCAUGCUAGCUAAGUAAAGUUUAGCUAUCAUGCUAGCUAAGUAAAGUUUAGCUAUCAUGCUUGCUAAGUAAAGUUUAGCUAUAAUGCUAGCUAAGUAAAGUUUAGCUAUCAUGCUAGCUAAGUAAAGUUUAGCUAUCAUGCUUGCUAAGUAAAGUUUAGCUAUCAUGCUUGCUAAGUAAAGUUUAGCUAUAAUGCUAGCUAAGUAAAGUUUAGCUAUAAUGCUAGCUAAGUAAUGUUUUUUGAUUAGCUGUGUACACAUUUUUUUUAUCGUCAUACUGAUGGUUUAACCAUACCUGUCAAGUUUUGGACUUAAAAAUAAGGGAUUUUUUCCGCCGCCCCAACAGCCCAAACGAGGGGGAAAUUCUUUUUUUUUUUAUUUAAUAGAUUUAAAAUUGAAAUUGAAGGGUGCACAAAUUUACAAAAAGGACAUGGAUCAGAUAUAUUCCAUAAGUAAAUAAUAGUCCUAAGGGGCCUACACAGGGGCCUCCACUCCUGAUCAGUUCAGUUAAUUUCAGCCCUCUCCACAUUUUCUCUCUCUCCAGCUCAACCAUCUCUUCUACCCCUUCUAAAUAAUACAUUACAUUACAUUAUAAUACAUUACCACAAUACUUGAGAUUUAAACAAAUUCUAACAAACCCUAAAACUAGCCCUGAACUAACAGAGUUUGGAAAUGAUAGUUAUUGGCUGAUCAGGCACAUCAGGACAGGGCAUUAUAUAUAUAUAUAUAUAUAUAUAUAUAUAUAUAUAUAUAUAUAUAUAUAUAUAUAUAUAUAUAUAUAUAUAUAUACAUAUAUAUAUAUAUAUAUAUAUAUAUAUAUAUAUAUGUAGAUUUUUCUCAAACCCUGAAUAUCUAUCUAGCUAAUUCUAAAGUUAAGCUAACUGAGUCACAAGCUGGAUUUUAUUAAACACACAGUGGGUUUAAUUUAUGUUUUGAUUCAGAGAAGAGUCUUUUUAACCAGCUAUCAGAAACAAUCUCAUCAUAGUUUACAUGGUUAGUUACCUUUCUUUUAGAAAAAUCUCCGUAUAUCCAGAUUAGUUUUAACGACAGCUGCUCCGACUAGCUGCCUGAACUCACAGCACACUAAACUCCGCAAAACCAGCUAGCUGAUUGGCUGUUUCUCCUGAAAGGCGGGACUUUCUCCUUGAACCGGCACCACGAUUGGUUAAGAGACACACAGCGGUCAGUGCAUUGUCGCCUGUGGCCUAUAUAUUUUUUUAUUUAGUAUAAUACGGGAAAUUUACGGGAAAAUACUAAUACGGGAGGACGGCGGGAAAGAGGAGUAAAAUACGGUAGUUUCCCGGCCAAAACGGGAGACUUGACAGGUAUGGGUUUAACAUUUACUGUAUGACUGACGUAAACAAACUGAACUAUGACAAUUUUUCAGUCUAUUAAUAACCCAGAAUUUAAAGGAUGUUAAUACCGUAUACUGCUGUAAUUUUUUUUUACAUGGUAUGACAGUAUGAGAAAAGUGGAUACCGGCAGCCCUAGUGUGAAUUAUGGUCUGUUUUGUCAUUGAAACAUAUGGGGAUCUGCAGAGCUAUACAUUAUACCACAUCCAGUCAGCAGAGGCCUAAACCACAGCGCUGUCCAUGCUUUCUACAGUCACUGCUUGUACCGGCUAAGCUAAUCUCUAUCUCUGGCCUGGUUUCUCUUCUGUUCCAGCUGUAAGCUUCUCGCUCGGCUGUUGCAAACUUAUGUAGCACCAAAAAAGAAAAAAUAAAUAAAUAAAACGAAAAGACUAUUUGUAAAAGAUAAGCAUUCAAAGAUAGUGUUGCGCUAAUUAGCAGGUAUCCUUCACGUCUGCUUCAGUUGUGGAAUAAGUCCAAUGGCAAUGAAACAAAAGAAGUAACCAUACAAACCGACAGACUGAAUGUGAACUUUGAGCUAAAGAGGGACAACGAAGGUUUCAAAGCAAAGAAACGUGUGGGAGAUUCUUUCUUAGGGCUUUUUUUAAAGAGUUUACAUUAGAAAACAAGAGUGGGUUCCACUGUCAUUUGUCCCUUUUGUAUGUAAGAAAAAUUUUUAAGAGCUAAACCAAACUACAGCAGCCAUGUUGACUGAAAUAAAUGCCCUGAAGUUAUAUUUGCACUUAGUGUGUUCUUUUCAGGAAAGAUUUGAGAAGGCACGUUAACGCUAAUGCUAAUGCUAGUUUUUAUGAUAACACAUGUUUGUAAUCAAGUUUUGUUCAUGUAAUAUAUAACAAAGACAGCAUGCUAACAAGCUACAAACAUCUCUAUAAUAUGCCUCAUUAGGUACAUACUUAUUUGUAAGGCUUUUUAACCACAUAUGGCCAUAAUGAUAAUAAUAAUAAUUUAUUAUUUGAAUUACAGUAUUAAUUUAUUUCUAUAUGAGUAACCACGUGUGACUUUUUUAAGUAUAUAUUAAGUUUGUUUUUAGUUACUUAUGCAGCAUUUUAUGCAUCAUUUAUGAUUGUUUACUUACUACGUAUUCUGUAGAUGAAUUUGCCUCCUCAGAUCUUACCUGAAGGAACAUCGUAUGUUUGCUCUUUGUUAUUGGGAGAGUAAUAUGCCUUCAGUACUCUUAUCAUGUCUAAUGUCUCAUGAAUAAUGUUGUCCAAAUACUCAAUAUGACACAUGAAAAUUUAAAACACAAGUGCUUGGUUCUUUAGUUGAAUUGUGAAAGAGCUUCUGAAUAAUAUGUGUCAUGUUCAUGCUGAGAAAUUAAAGGGUCCAUAUCGUAUUGGAAAAAAAAAAUUGGUUCUGUAUGAAAACAGUGCUAUCAUGCUAUGUGUGAUAUAUCCACCUAUUCAGACUACAGCAGUUUAGCCCCACCGUUUCACCCAAAAGUUAUAGACAAUUGAAGUUGUGUCCUCAUUUUGUAGUUGAUGCCAAGUUGUUAUGCUUAUAUUUAGACUCUGUCUAAGUUCAGAUUUCAGUGGCAGAAAUAAAUAGGGAUUUCAAUGAAUCAGCUUUUGGAUUUAUAAAUGGAAAAUUAUUUUGUUCAGAAAUGGAAUGGCAAGUGACACUCUGGUUGGUUUAUUUCAUGUUACGCCCAAAACGCACCCAUGACUAGUUUAGAGAAUUAGUACAUGCUUUUUGCGCAUUUUGAGCGACAUAAGGUGGCAUACUUUUCCCAUUGUUACGAUAGCAAAGCCACACUGACACGUCCUAAAUCAAGCUGCACAAAUGACAGCUUGACUAUAGAUUGCUAAAAUAGGGCCACAAGUGCGUUAAUGUGUUCAUGUUGAUAGCCCAGAGUUCCAAAUAUUGGCAUAAAAAGGACAAUUCAGUUUAAUUUAUAAGGUAUACAUAGUAUAUAAACCCACAACAAAACAUUUCCAGUAAGUGAAUUACAAAGAAAAAAUAAUACAUUAUUAGGAAAAAGUGGGAUAUGGGCCCUUUAACGUGUUCAUUUCUCUCCUGGUUGAAAAAAAUCCGUGCAUUCCUAAAUGUCUGCAAUAUGCACUACUGUUCUAAAAGUUUGGGAUCUUGGGAUUUUUAAUUUAUAUAUAAAAGCUUGACUAAUUUUUUUUCCUAGUUUACAUUUAUAAGGGUGAAAACUGUUGUUCGGUACACGGUGUCCAAAUUUUAUGAUGAAUAGACUAAUAGAAGUGCUCCAAAAUCUACAAAAUGACUUGAAAUAAAAUCUUUUUUUCAAAUACAUCUAGCAGAUACAUAGAUAACACAAACCAUUCUGGAUGUAGAUUUUUAUAGAUUUUAUAGUAUAUUUUUUUGUAAAUUCUGUAUAAUUUUAGGUCAGAAUCAUCAACAGCUCUUUACAUCUCUGUUUGAUUAAGUUCAUAUAUUUUUUCAGCCAAAUAAGGGAGGAGACUUAAAGAUCGAGGUUUGUGAAGACUCAUCAUGAACAUGUGAGUAAGGUAGGGAUCAUAUUUUAUAAUUAUUUUAACUUUAAGAGGUUAGGAGGCUUUAGGAGGCUUUUAAACACGAUUCCAAACUUUGGAACUGUAGUGCAAGACAGCAGAACUGGCCCAGGUAAGCUGUUUGUAUUUUUUACGUUUUUUUUUUUUUUUUACUGCGUUUUCUUUUAUUCAUUUCUGAAACACAAGUCUUCCCAUUUCAAAUGAACGUGCCAAAAACAGUAAUGCUGAACCAGAAGGCAAGUCAACUGAAUAUAAAAGUGUCAUUUAAUUAUAUUACAUUAUUUUCACCUGUCUGUGAAGUACUGUGUACAUUAUACAUGUAUAUGUUUUGGUGUCCUGAGACUAAAUCUUCUGAAUGUUCUGAUUUCAUCACUUGUAUUAUUUCUGUAAUUAUACACUGCCAUUAUCAAACCCAUGCCACUCAAGCCCACUUUACGAAGAGAGCUCUCUGCAGACGACCGAAAUGCUAUGGAGUUAAGACAUGUAUGUAAAAGCAAGCAGGUAUGUGUAUGGAAAAUAAAGUUUAUAAGUUACUUUGAAA